Solanum verrucosum is the source of this 2145-nucleotide messenger RNA. RefSeq lists its product as uncharacterized. The record is from RefSeq and is a predicted model, not a curated record. Gene Ontology annotation, molecular function: nucleic acid binding. NCBI's taxonomy places the organism in Eukaryota, Viridiplantae, Streptophyta, Magnoliopsida, Solanales, Solanaceae. Bases 1 to 2145 code for a protein of 714 amino acids. Gene Ontology annotation, biological process: DNA integration. The transcript has 5 exons.
AUGAUGUCCAAAGGCUACAUAUGCCAUUUAGUAAGAGUAAGAAAUAUAGAUGCAGAUCCACCAACUCUUCAAUCUGUUCCGUUGGUAAAUGAAUUUCCUGAUGUAUUUCCUGAAGAUCUUCCAGGUUUGCCUCCAGAACGAGAAGGUGCUAAGUGCUUUUCAAAAAUUGACUUGAGGUCGGGUUAUCACCAAGUGAGGGUCAGAGAUCAAGAUAUACCCGAGACGUCUUUUCGAACACGGUAUGGUCAUUUCGAGUUUUUAGUUAUGUCAUUCGGGCUAACAAAUGCACCUGCAGCUUUUAUGGAUUUGAUGAAUAGGGUGUUCAAGCCAUUUUUUGAUGUGUUCGUGAUAGUAUUUAUAGAUGACAUUAUGGUGUAUUCAAGAUCUGAAGAGGACCAUGUUAAUCAUUUGCGGCAGGUGCUACAGAUUCUUCGUGAUCGAAAGUUGUACGCAAAGUUCUCUAAAUGUGAGUUUUGGUUAAGAUCUGUGGCAUUUUUGGGUCAUAUUGUAUCUGAUGAAGGAGUAAGGGUUGAUACUCAAAAGAUAAAAGUUGUGAAGAACUGGCCAAGACCUACAACACCUACGGAGGUUCGUAGUUUCCUUGGGCUGGCAGGUUAUUAUAGAAAGUUUGUUGAAGGAUUUGCUUCUAUUUCUGCACCAUUAACAAAACUAACACAAAAAGAAGUCAAGUUCCAGUGGAGUGAUGCAUGUGAAAGAAGCUUCCAAGAACUGAAGAAUAAAUUGACUUCUACACCUAUAUUGGUACUUCCAGAAGGCAUGGAAGGGCACGUAGUGUAUUGUGAUGCAUCGGGAGUGGGCUUAGGAUGUGUGUUGAUGCAGCAUGGUAAGGUGAUAGCUUAUGCCUCAAGGCAGUUGCGGUCACAUGAGAAAAACUAUCCAACCCAUGAUCUAGAGCUAGCAGCAGUUGUCUUGGGGGUUCGCCUUCUUGAAUCUCCAGAUGAAGGAGUUAUUGUGCAAAAUGCUGCAGAAUCAUCAUUUGUAGCGGAGGUGAAAGAGAAGCAGUACACGGAUCCUAUCCUAUUACAGCUUAAGGAGAAUGUACAACAAGUUAAAGUAGAGCACCAGAAGCCUGGAGGUUAUAUGCAGCGUAUAGAACUUCCAAUUUGGAAGUGGGAUAUGAUUAAUAUGGAUUUUGUCACUGGUUUUCCUCGCUCAUUUCGGAAGUUUGAUUCCAUAUGGGUGAUAGUUGAUAGACUCACCAAAGCAGCGCACUUCUUACCGGUCAAGACUACUUAUACAGUUGAAGAGUAUGCAAAGUUGUAUAUUAAAGAGAUAGUUCGGCUACAUGGAGUGCCAAUCUCUAUUAUAUCUGAUAGAGGAGCUCAAUUCACCGCGAACUCUUGGAAGUCAUUUCAGAAGAGUUUGGGAACGCAAGUGAAUUUAAGCACAGCCUUUCACCCUCAAACGGAUGGUCAGGCAGAACGUACAAGCCAAACACUUGAGGAUAUCUAUCAUUCAAGUAUCAGAAUGGCACCUUAUGAAGCGUUAUAUGGGAGAAAGUGCAGGUCACCGAUCGGAUGGUUUGAAGCGGGCGAAACUGCCUCAUUUGGGCCAGAUCUUGUUCAUCAAGCUAUGGAAAAAGUUAAGGUGAUACAACAACGAAUAGCAACAGCUCAAAGCCGACAUAAAUCAUAUGCAGAUAAUAGAAGGAGAGGACUGGAAUUUUUCAUAGGAUAUUGGGUAUUUUUGAAGGUAUCCCCAAUGAAAGGGGUAAUGAGAUUUGGUAAAAAGAGGAAGCUGAGUCCGCGCUAUACAGGGCCAUAUAAAACUAUUCGAAGAGUUGGUCAAGUCGCGUAUGAGUUAGAGCUACCUCAAGAGCUCUCAACAGUCCAUCCAGUAUUUUAUGUCUCAAUGCUUCAAAAAUGUAUAGGCGACCCAUCUCGUAUCACUCCUACAGAAGAUGUACACGUUACAGAAGAUCUCACUUACGAAGAAGUACCCAUCGCAAUUUUGGAUCGACAAGUUAAGAAACUAAGAAAUAAAGAAGUAGCUUCUGUAAAAGUACUAUGGAUAAACCAACAAGUUGAAGAAGUUACAUGGGAGGCGGAAGAAGAAAUGAAGUCCAAAUAUCCUCAUUUAUUUCAAUCCGAGGAGAAGGGUCAAAGUCCUGAGCUGAGACACUAA